UUGGUCUGGUUAAUCUAUUUCAUGUCUAUUUGACUAUUACACCAGGUGAGAGAACUUUGAGGGCAGAAAAAAGUUUCUUCUUCCUUGAUAGUUGGUGCUCUGAGCAAGAUGUCUUACCAGCUGGGCACUCCUCCCUCCAAAGCUGCUAGAGAGUGAAAGAAACUGAGACCUCAAGCAUGAGCUGCAAAAGUAUUUAAUAUAAAGGGCACCAAAGGAACAUGGUUAUUGAUGAAAAGUAGAUAUACCCCCAAGGACUCCUGCUUACUGAAACUGCAAAUGGAGCAGAUGGAGAAAUCAAAGGCAUAUGCUGAGAAAGGACUCUUGGAAAAGAUAAAGCUCUGCCUUUCAAAGAAACCACCUCCAUCUCGCACUGACCGAAAGAAGUUUGACCAUGACUUUGCUAUCUCCACUUCCUUUCAUGGGGUACAGAAUAUUGUUCGGAACCGGAGCAAAAUUCGCAAGAUGAUCUGGAUGGUAGUGGUCUUGGGCUCAGUCUCACUGGUGAUGUGGCAAACCUACGGUCACUUGGUCAACUACUUCUCAUGGCCAACCACAACGUCUGUAGAGGUUCAGUAUGUGGAAAAGAUUGAGUUCCCAGCUGUGACGUUUUGUAAUUUGAACAGGUUCCAAACAGAUGCUGCAGCCAAAUUUGGCAUUAUUUUUUUCUUAUGGCAUGUUGUAUCCAAAGUCCUCCAUCUCCAGGAAAUCAGUGCCAAUUCCACUGUCUCUAAAGAGGUUAUUGAUUUUCUUGCAAGUCAACAAAAUUUCAGCAUUACAGAGUUUGUCAAGAAAAAUGGUUUUUAUCUCAACAAUAGCACUUUGUUGAAAUGUGACUUUUUUGGGAAGCCAUGUGGCUCACAGGAUUUUGCACAUGUCUUCACUGAAUAUGGAAAUUGCUUUACGUUUAAUCAUGGUGAAAAUAUCGAAGCAAGGAAAAAAGUGAGUGUCUCUGGAAGAGGCUUAAGCUUGCUCUUCAAUGUGCAUCAGGAGAAAUUCACUGAUGACCCUACCCUUGGUUUUGUUGAUGCUGGGAUCAUCUUUGUUAUCCAUUCACCAAAGAAAGUGCCACAGUUUGAUGGUUUAGGUUUGUCGUCACCCGUGGGAAUGCAUGCGCGGGUAACAAUCCGCCAAGUGAAGACAGUUCAUCAAGAAUACCCUUGGGGAGAAUGCAACCCUAACAUUAAGCUGCAGAAUUUUAGUACCUACAGUACUUCCGGUUGCUUGAAGGAAUGCAAAGCGCAGCACAUAGAAAAGCGAUGUGGAUGUUUACCUUUUCUGCUUCCAGGAAAUGGGAUAGAGUGUGACCUACAAAAGUUUUACAACUGUGUUUCUCCUACUCUUGAUCUCAUUGAACUUAAGGAGUUAUGUACAAUGGGAACACAUAAUUCUAGCUGCCCUGUUCCUUGUGAAGAAACAGAAUACCCUGCUACUAUUUCUUAUUCCACUUUUCCAAAUCAAAGAGCUUUGAAACAUCUUUCCAGGAAGUUGAAUCAAAGCCAAAACUAUGUCAGAAACAAAUAAUCUUGAACUUAAAUCCUGAGCAAUUUCACUAUCAUAAUGAGGCAUAGAUUCAAUUAGCCCCAAAUUACUGGGUAAGUCACCUGCCUGAGAGAAGUCGAGUAAGUAUCACAAUAUUUUUGUGGGUAAUAAAUUUAUCUUCUCAAAAAUGGAGAUGGAUUAUGCUUGGAAAUGGUUGUGAGUUUUGUGCUUAGAAAAUAAAACACUAUUAUCAGUGUGCAUGCAAAUUAAGAGCACAAUGGAGGACAAAAUGAUUGCAAUAUUAUUAAAAUUUCUAGACUUCCAAGACAACUUUAUUAUUUCUUCCACUUUGACAACUGUUUUAUUAUUUGUAAAUAUUACAAUACUCUCUGAUUAUCUACUUAAACAUGGUACAUUAUCCUGUUACCCAGGGCUAAACCAAUGGAAAUUAACUAAACAUAUUAAUGAUAUAUUUUGAAUUAAGUAUAUUUUGAAAUAUUGAUUUAUAAAACUGUAAAUAACAUGGUGAGUGAUUUAUAGCUAUCUUCCUUAGGUAUAUUAAAGAACACCAUAUAAUUCUAGGAAGCACUGCUAAUAAAAUCCAUUCUUAAUGACAAUUAUUAUUGCUAACUGAAAAUAACCAGAUGGUUGGUUUCCACCUUAGCUUUUAAGACAGACAAGUUAAUAUUUAGCCAUUUAUUCAUUGGUUUUUCAAUUUGUCCCCUUUAAUUUGUCCCCUUAUUUAUCCAUAUAAUAAGCACCUAUUUUGUGUCAGGAUUCAGAGGCGUUCUAGGCAUUAGAGAUACCCUGUAUAAAGAAAGACAAAAACUGUGCACUAUUGCACUUAUUUCCAUUGGUGUGAAGUUCAAGAUAAAAGCCUGGGGUGGAGACUGAUAGUGAGAGGGCAUCCAAGACUACAUAAAGUGUUAUCAUUUUAAAAUAGUGCUUAGCCACUUUGGUCACAUAUAAAGAUUUUUAGAAGACAUUAAAAGACAGAGUCUCUAACCUAGUAUAUUAAUGAUGGAAGUAAAUAACUACCAUUUAUUGUAUACCCAAUAUAUGCCGAUUCUUUAAUAUAUUAUUUAAUUUCUCCUCAUCCUAACUCUUAAAUCCGGACUCUAAAAUCUUGACUACAGAUGAGAAAACCAAGACUCAGAAAAACCAUAGUGUUUCUCCAGGAUCACAUUAAGUUACAAAGGCCAUACCAAGAUUUGCAUUAACAUGAGACACACAUUUAAAUGUUUGUAAAUACUCGAAUCUACUCCAUAGAUAUUUAGAUUUAAUGUCUUUUUACAUUGUAAUGCUCAGGAAUGAGGCAUAGAAAAUUGUUGGGUCUGUAGACAAAUUAUUUUCCCUGAGUACCAACAUGAAAAGAGUGCCUUCCAAAUGACGGUAUUAUGAUUAGUAUCAAAUACAAUGAUGGGUGUCUAAUUCCACAGUAAAUAACAUCUGAACCAAAAAUGAAUAUUACUUUUGUCAAAUAGGAAUUAACAGUAGUGCUGACAAUCGAACUAGAUUAACUCUGUUUUUUAUCCCCAGGGAGAAUCUCGUAAACAUUGAAAUAAACUAUAGUGACCUUAACUAUAAGAUAACGCAGCAACAAAAAGCAGUGAGUGUGUCUGAAU
Molecule: messenger RNA, 3104 nt
Organism: Rhinolophus ferrumequinum (greater horseshoe bat)
Lineage: Eukaryota; Metazoa; Chordata; Mammalia; Chiroptera; Rhinolophidae
Gene: ASIC5
Product: acid sensing ion channel subunit family member 5
Exons: 10
Coding region: 229-1521 (430 amino acids)
Biological process (GO): sodium ion transmembrane transport
Cellular component (GO): membrane
Molecular function (GO): ligand-gated sodium channel activity
Source: RefSeq, a predicted model, not a curated record